Molecule: messenger RNA, 1022 nt
Organism: Bipolaris sorokiniana ND90Pr
Lineage: Eukaryota; Fungi; Ascomycota; Dothideomycetes; Pleosporales; Pleosporaceae
Exons: 1
Coding region: 83-871 (262 amino acids)
Source: RefSeq, a predicted model, not a curated record
CAAUCUCCAAAGCAACUACUAGAAUAAGUGGAGCGGCUCUCUCCUCAGCUUAAUUCAAACGUACAAUUCAUAUCCUCCCAAAAUGGUGGCGUAUGCAGUUCUCGGUGCCACUGGCAAUUGCGGCACUGCCCUCCUCGAGCUUCUCAUCAAGAAUACCAAUGCCAAAGUCAAAGCCUACUGCCGCAACAAAGACAAGCUCUUCAGACUAGUCCCUGAAGCCGCAAACAACCCCAGGGUCGAAGUCUAUACUGGCAGCAUUCUAGACGCCGAUCUGCUCGGCAAGGCAAUGUACGGUUGCAAAGCUGUCUUUCUUACAGCUACCACCAACGACAACGUGCCUGGAUGCCACAUCAGCCAAGACCUUGCGCACACCGUUAUCAAAGGGCUAGAAAAGAUAAAGUCUGAAGGAAGCCAGGCUACACCGAUGCCAAGGCUGGUAUUGCUGUCCUCCGCUACCAUUGAUCCUUGGAUCAGCCGAAAGAACCCUUGGGUCAAUGCCAUUGUUCGUCGAUCUGCAUGGCACGUGUACCGGGACUUGGAGCUUGCUGAAGAGUUCCUCCGAAAGCAUGAAGACUGGGUCAAGUGCGUUUAUAUCAAGCCAGGAGGUCUGUCGGUGGAUGUGCAGAGGGGUCACAGGCUCACUUUGGACGACGAAGAAUCGUUUGUUUCAUACCUUGAUAUUGCGGCUGGUAUGAUUGAAACGGCGGAGGAUGACGAGGGCAAGUGGGAUAAUAAGAAUGUUGGCGUGGUGAAUGCGGGUGGCAAGGCCAAGUUCCCCAAGGGCACGCCAAAGUGCAUCAUCUGCGGAUUACUGUCGUACUAUUUUCCUUUCUUGUACCCUUAUUUGCCAUCUGGUACGGGGCCUGCGUAGUUAUACCAUGUUGCUUUAGGUUUUCUUGUAGCGUAUGUCUGGCUAUCAAUAGUGUGAAUAAUGGAUACCAAAUUGAAAUUGAAUUUUGGGAUCAUGCUCAUGUGCGUUUUUUGCGACAUAGAAAAACAAGUUUCAAAUUUUUGUCUCGCAG